UGCAGCCUUUAAAGCUGCAGUGGUGGGACCCCUCUUGAAUCGGAGCAAUUUAGAAUUUAAGGACAUUUACUGGACAAUAUCUAACCUAAGAUUUUUAAGCAAGAUUUUAGCAAAACCUGACUUUUUAGCAAACUACAAUAUGAUAUUCUUGAAAAGUAUUAGUCUGUUCUUUAGGGCGAACCACAGCACCAAGACUGAGCCAGCGCUGACAACAUAACAAACACGUGUGCUCUCUACAAGUGGGUCUUCUUCAUAGAGGCAACCAACCAGAGGAAAGUGGGCGGUCUUAGCCAAAUAUGGACAAAGUGGAUGCAAAACUGGGUCAAACAGAAGUAGCUGUCAGAAGGGCCUUUUCUGGACACUCGUAUGACAAAAGAAAGGUUUUUUUUUAAGGAAAUUGACACUUUUAUACUAAGUCCAUGUUAGAGAGUCACUCUAUGGAGGUCUCAAUAGCCAAAAUAAGGGACAUUUAAGGUUCUCUGACAGUUUUUUAAGAGUCUUAAUUGUCUUGGGCGUUCUUAACUUUCCGAGUUGCUGUUAUCCUUUUAAGUGUGAGUGUGUUUCUGUGUGGACGAGUGAUAGUAGUGGGUUGAUUUUAACCAUGUAAAGCACUUUAUGUUCCAUUUGUUGUUUGAAAAGCACUUUAUAACUAUACAGUUUGUUUGAUUGAGUGAUUGAUUGAGGGAUGGAUGGAUGGGGCAUUAAUUGAAUGAUUGAUUGAUUAAAUACUUUCCACACAGUUAUUAAAGGUGUUAAACAACUUGACCCUUGAAGAGAAUUUUAUUUCCUAUAGGUUCGACUGUACUGUAUAUUUAGCUCUUUUUUUUUUCAAAAAUGUUUGGCUCCUCAAAAAAAUUAAAAAAAUUAAAACAUUUGCAAGAAACAUGAAGAAGACACACUUGAUUUGCUUAAGUGGACCAGAUAAAAGGUUGUGAUCGGCCGGAUCUGGCCCUCUGGCCUUGAGUUUGAUGCUCGUGCUUUUAAGGAGCCUGCAUGGUUGCCAUGAUGUCAUCACCGUUACAGUUGCUCAGUGAAAAAUAAUAACACUCCCCCAAAUAAUGUAACCUAUUAGUGGGAAAACAGCGUUCCCAAAUAAUUCCUUGACACAAGGCGCAACAUAGUAAACAGCAUAAUCGAUGGCGCUUGUUUGUUUUAUAUUAAUGCUGGACCUCUGCUCGGAGUCUCCCUCCCUCUCUCUCUUCCUCCCCCUCCCGCCUGUUUUCCUCCUCCUCUCUUUAGCGCACGAGGCUCUCUCACCACAUUUCUCACUGCGCUCUCAUCCUCGGUGCUGCAUGUGUCUCUGGUGCGUUAAGAGCGCGCCGAUGGAUGCGUAAAGCGCAGCACUCUUUGAGUGGGGGGGGGGAGGGGGGGGAGGGAACCAUCUUUCUGAUAAAACACACAGAGCAACUAGUGCUUUGAAUCUCGCAUGGUUUUAGAUGAUGUUAGUAAAGAUGUUCAUCAGCUCGGAUGAAGGUGCUCUGCUGUUUGGGUGUAUGUUUCUGGACUUUUCAGCGUGGCAUGACCGCCUGCCGUCUUCGAGUCUCGGCGUUUCAGCGUGAAGUUCAACGGAGGAGGAAGCUACCAUGAGAGGCGACUCCUUUCUCCUCGGCUUCCUGCUGCUCAAAGUUACCGCUCUGGUGUGCAAGGCUGACGGGGAGCCGGGCUUGCUCGGGGGCUUCGUGAUGAUCGCCACCUCCAACGGCUCCAGGGAGGAGGAGACCGUUUCCGAGGAGACCCCGCACACUGAAGACAAAUGCCGGGGCUACUACGAUGUGAUGGGCCAGUGGGACCCUCCGUUUAUUUGCAAAACGGGCAAUUAUUUGUACUGCUGUGGCACCUGUGGCUUUCGCUUCUGCUGCUCCUACAAACACUCUCGACUGGAUCAGAGCACCUGUAAAAACUAUGACACCCCACUGUGGAUGAAGACCGGCCAGACUCCGUAUAAGAAAAUGAACAAGAUGCACGACAGCACCAAAGACAAGACCAACUUAAUAGUUUACAUCAUAUGUGGAGUUGUGGCCAUUAUGGCGCUUGUGGGGAUUUUCACCAAAUUGGGUCUCGAAAAGGCGCACCGUCCUCAAAGAGAGAACAUGUACAGGGCGGUGGCCAAUGUGCUCCAGGGCGGGUGUCCAGGUGAGCAGUAUCGGGGAGAGGAGGCCCAAGGCAUGCAUUCCAAUCACUAUGUUUCCAGGCCUGCGAACCUCCAGGGUCCUCAGAUUAACAACAAUGUGGGCCCAGUGUCAAACAUGGUCCAACAGCACCCGUAUCCUGCCCUCAGCCAGUUGGCUCAUGCGUACGAACAUCAGCAGCAGCAGCAGCAGCAACAACAACAACAACAGCAGCAGCAGCAGCAGCAGCAGCAACAACAGCAGCAGCAGCAGCAGCAGCAACAACAACAGCAGCAACAACAGCUACAGCUACAGCUACAGCAACAGCAACUGCACCUGCAGCAGCAAAACAAGGAUUUCAACAAAUAUGCCUCCCUGAAAGCUGUGGCUGCCAAAUACAAUGGUGAUCUGUACAACAAGCACAGGCUGAUGGUGGAGCUACCGACAAAAGGCGGUCUUCCGCUCCAACCCAUGGGCAACUCCCGACCCUCCAUGGGCAACAUGUCAUCGAUGACCACCAACCCGAUCGCUUCGAACCACAUGGCAUCCCACUCCAUGAACCAGAUGACCUCCAUGACCCCUAUGUCGUCAAUGACACCCAUGACUGCUAUGAUGACCAUGACUUCCCUCGCCCCAAUGACUCCUAUGACCUCAUUGGGGCCGCUGACCCCAGAGCCGGUGGCAACUUAUGUUACUGAGAUGCCCAGAAUCUCUUCCGUGUCAACCGUCCCAACAGACCGGCGCGGAGCUGGAGUAGUGUCAUUAAAGCCAAAUGGCCAGAAACCUAAAACCAACCACGGCCACGUCGCCCACGGCUCCCACAGUGCCCUCACUCACCUUCACAGCCACAGUAGCAAGCCACCAGGACUGGGGACUACCUCCCUGGCACACAUGGCAGGUACUAUGCCUGGGGGCACAUCCCUGGGAAUCUCCAUGGUCGCCGAAACCCCCAUCGGCUCCAGCUUUGCGACAAUGGGUCGGCCAUUGGCGUACAGUUCUAAUACCAUCUCGUCUGGGCAUACAGUGGGUAUGGGGUUAAGGGGUUGGGAAGGGACAGAGACAGUGGGCCGGAGGAAGACCUACGGGCACAAGAGGCCUCAGUGUACGGUGCUGGAGCCCAACCAGCUUCAUGUCACCAGAGGCCACAGCCACAGCCAACACUUCCUCCCCACACAGCCCUACUUUGUGACCAACAGCAAGACAGAGGUGACUGUGUGAGUCAGCAUAUAAGGACGAGGUAUGAAGAAUGCAUGUGGAAUGGUGACAAGUAAUUUCCGAGUGGAGACACCAACACCAGAGUUGGCCAAAAGGUGCAGGUCUGUUUGUUUGUGCGAAGAAGCUGAGGCUCGUUAAUACUGGUAAAAGAUUUCUACACAUUUGUGAUGCGAUAGUCUGGUCCGUCACAUUUUACAUAUAGAGAGUCCAUCAUUAAAAUCACUGAACAGAUUGCUGAUGUUUGUCAGAUGUUAGUGGUUAAGUUGGUGACAUCAGCAACCAUAACAAUACCACUGAAUUGUAUCUUUCAUGUCGCUACACAAGCAUUACAAAGUAAAUGGAAACCUGCUGCUAAAGAAAUUAAUGGGAAGCAAGCCCAAGGCAAGGAUCUGAUGACAGCACCCUGGCAUUGCCAAGUCACAACGAGAGUCACAGCGUCUGCUAGACUAGCAUGGUUGAACUGAACAACAUUCCAGUAUGUUUAACCGCCAGAAUCUCUUGAUGGGUUCAAAACCGACACAUGACAAGGCUCUGGGCUUUGGACUGCAGGCAAAGCAGGUUUUGUACUGAGGCCAUUCGCAAGCCUCUUCAUAAGCUUCACAGCUGAAGGUCACCCUUCUCAAACAAAGCUCCAGCACCGAUAAUGUUGGGCUGAGUAGGAUUGUUGCUGUUCAGCCUUCAUCUGCAUGCUGACAGCUGGCCCAGACGUGGGGCAGAGAGGCGGCAUCCGGAUGCUGCUGCAGCAUCAUUCUUCCAUAGUCACACUCAAGUGCACAUAUUCACAUACACGUGCAGGCAUAUGAUUGGGGCAAACACAGAGCAUACAGUAGAAAUGUCAAUCACCUCGGCUUUUACAAAUCAUGUACUGCUUUGUUGUAUUUGUUUGCUUAUGUGAUCUGUGCAUAUUGAAUUGAAUUUCUAGUGGAACACAGAAAUAUGGAAAUUAAAAGGUACAUAUAUGAGGGGUAAGUAACUCUUAAAACUCAAUUCCAAUCAGAAAUGCACAGAUGAAAAGUUGUCAGAAUGGGGCCUUCACUAAACUGGGACUGGACAUAACAAUUUUUAGAUGUUAAUCAAAAUGUUUUUAAAAAACAGUAUAUGUUCAGGACGGUAUAUGAGAUACAUAACCCUUCCUAUAAAUAUAUAUUUAUUCAAAUAUCCCUAACUCUGUAUUUUAGUUGAGCAAGAACCAUAAAAAUGAGUGUGGAAAUGGUUUCUUAUUUUUUCUCGUUUUAAGGAACGAACGCUUGAAAUUACGCUUUAUUAGAUCACUUGUACUCCAGCUAAAACAUCACACCCUGCUGGGGGGAAAUAUUACGUAUUCGACUCAAACACCAAAAUAAAUUCCAUAUCUGAAAAAAAAUAGGUCCGAUCAUUGGAGCGCUUCUGUGAAGCCAUUUGCUUUUUUUUUUUUUUGUAAUGAUGCAAGCCGCAUUAGCUUUCAACAUCCACCAUUAUUAUCUUAACCCUGUAAUCAAAUCGCUUCAACCUGUAACACCCCUUUUCGCUUGCAUUUAAAGGGACCACAAUGAAACAAUACUAUUAGUAGAAUUAAGGUUGUGCUGGUAGUGGACAUCCAGUCAGUUUGAACAUUCAUCACACAUGUACACACAUUAAAAAAAAAAAAAAAAGCUGAGUGCCAAAUUUAGCACUGGCUAUAUAGUGCCAAUCUUUUCUACGAUUGUCUACUAAAUCUUCGUGAGAAGGUGCAGUUUUAAUUUUCUUUUUUAAAUUCUUUUUUUUUUUUCCAUGUAUCCCCAAUGAAUCGGAUGCCUUUGCAGAUACGUGGAGAUAGGAUUGGCCACUGAGAAGAGAUUACACUGGAAGGUGCUUAAUGAUUGUUUAUAAGUAUUUAUUAUUGUGGCUGCGCUCAUUUUCACUCACUAUUUAAGUGUACUUACGUCUCGCUGAAGAAUUCAGCUCUAAAUCGCAUACAUGUGACUACUUAUUUUAUUUUCCUUCUCAGAUUUUCUAUUCAGGUCGUUUUGAGAAAUAACAUAAAAGAAGGUCACUGUUUGCUUUGGAUGUUAUCUCAACCAAUUGACUUAAUCCAGCAAGCCGGAAAUGUGGAACUAUGCUUACCAACUGUGAUUGCUCCACCAUGAAAGCUCAUCCAGUUGUGCAGAAGGAGCCACUGGAAUAAUUGUGAAGCGGGUAGAGCAGUGGAAGCAAUUGGUUCAAAAACUUAAAAGAAAAGUAUCCCUUACCUUUAUCAAAAAGCAAAAACCUAAAAAACAAGCAGGGCAGCUGGAAUUGCUUGCACUGACGGGUCGCGGUUGAUAGGGUCAUGGCCACAGAUCAAUGGGUUCAGGACGCAGUCAUGUUUGAAAUUCUCCCCUCAGACAGAUCAAACAAAACAAAAAAAUGUCAUAGAAUGAUACAGGUUUACGACACAAUGUGCUCCCUAAAAAUGUCAUUCCGAAUAGGCAUGCGGGCUAUUACAAUAUGAGAUGUUCACUUUUUAGACAAAAUUCUAACACAAACAUUCAAAUUCAUUAUACCCUUUUAUUUGACAUUGUCUUGCUUUUAUUUAGGAGGAUUUCUACCUCAGAGAUGACUCUUCUAUUUAACAUUCCUAUUCAAAAUAGCUUUUCUCCAGGCGGCACAGUGUAUUAGUGGUUAGCAUACCCGCGUCACAGUUCUGGAGUUUCUGGAUUGUAAUCUGAACUCCGGCCUUCCUGUAUGUAGUUUGCAUGUUUACACCUUGCUUAGAUGAGUUUUCUCUGGCUUCCUCCGAACAUUCUGAAAACAUGCAUGUUAGGUUCAUUGUGGACUCUAAAUUGUCCUUACGUGUGAAUGGUUGUUUGCCUACAUGUGCCAGGGUGUAUGUACCCCCCCCUCUACGUCAGCAGGGAUAGUUCCAGUUCACUCGUGACCCUAAUGAGUAUAAGUGAUAUAGAAAAUGGAUGGAUGGAUAGUUAUCUCUCUUUUGUGAUCUUAUACAUUGGUACAUUCCGUUCCAGGAGGCUUGUCGACCUCCUACUUGUUCAGAUUUACAAUCAGUUUCCCCCCUUAAGAAUACAGGAAGCAGAAAGAGGGGUCAUCCGUUUCGGACGGGGCAGAUACAUCACUUUUCCAGUUUCCAAUCAACACUUCAGGAACUAGUUUAAAGGUAAUACUUUGGACUAUAACUAACAAAAGGACAAUGUAAUAAAACCAGUUGUUAGUUACAGUAUGUUAUCAGUAUACUCUAAAGUUCACUUCAAACUACAUUGAGAGAACUGUCUUGGUACAGUAAACCUUUUUUUUAAAUUGCUAUUACUAUGAAAAUAGAAAGGCUGCUCUCACUCUAGGUAAAGUAAAACACCGACUGCACAUUGCUUGCAGUACACCACUCUUAAGUUGCAGACUGGAGUGUUAUAAUAAGUAAUGUUGAAUGAUUGACACUAAAUUAUAUAUUGGCUACAGCAGUUAAGGAGUUCAGCAUUCUUGAUAAUAACGCUCAUUUUAGCCUCAGCAGCUUUCACUCUUGAUUCAGCCUGUGUUGUUUGGAGUGACUAAACAUACGAGUCGACGAUGAGCGCGGCAACUUCUUUGCUGAGUCUGUGCACUGCGAGUUGUGUCAAAGCAAUAACAAAGCACGUGCAAAAGCAAACGACACAAUGGGGGUGGGGUGAUAGAGAUUGAGGAACAGCUCAAAAGCAAACGCUCACAAACCUGCACACCUUUCCUUGAGCCUCAAGCACAACACACCGAAAGCACAGAGAAAUAGACAAGCAAUGAUUAAGAUGAAUUUUCUGCAUUUGCACUAGCAGGAGUGUUAAGCCAGCUGCACACCGAACGACGCGGCCGAACACCACUGAAAUGAUUUUCCCACUAGUUUACACGAGAGGCCACCCGUCGGUCACUAGUUUUGAAAUUUAAAUCCCAGGUAAACAGUGUCGCAAUGUCGCAGAUAAUGGCCAAUCAAAUAUGUCACAUCAUAUCACAUGAGCUUUCACAACAGAACUUAAGUUUCCAGGUAUGAAAUCACAUCCAGGCGGCAGCUGCACCAAUACAGUAUAUACGGUAUAUAUAUUCUGUUUUUCAAUAAUACUUAAUAGUCAUGAUUUCCUAUGUACUACCUUUGGCUUAAAAAGGCUUUAGUAAUGCACAAGUGCAGUCAAUGAAUGGAGCCAACAGCCUCUCAAAUAUGCACACCUUUAUUUCUCGCCCAAUUCCUGGCUUUAUAUUAUUAUAAUUUACAAUGGGAGGAAAAAUGAUGCUUCUUGACAGGACGUAUUUCUAACUUGAUGUGUGUUUUCUGGUGGCCAGAGCAGCUUUAAGCCACACUUCCAAUCUUUGUCAUUGAUUGGACUCCAGGUUGGCUCACACCUGACUCUGAUUAGCUCUUGGAGAAUCUGUAGCCUCGAGUUUCACUUACUUUUCCCUCUAUGUCGUGUGAAUGUUUACACGUUAUUUUUAAAAAUAAUAAUAAAAGAAAAUAUGAAAACAGAUAAUUGUUUCUUCGGUAUUAGUUUAAGCUUAAACUAUGUUUAUUUGUUUAAUUUAGAUGAAAAUCACACCACAUUUAAUGACCAAUUCAUGCAGAAAUUUAAGAACUUCCAAAGAGUUCACACACAUUUUACAUCCCACUGUGGCUGCAGCGGCCAGGGCCACCCACUUGACACUGACAACACGCGCCAUGUUGUUUGUAGUUCAAUGAAAAAUAAUGUACUGUAAAGUAUAAGUGGCGCCGCAAAACCUUGUUUCCAGAUUGCAAGACCAGGGGUCAGAAGUCUUUCCAUUGCAGCGAGUUAGUACAAAGUAUGUGCGAGGGUCAAUCAACUGGUGUGCUUGUGUGAGUUGCCGACUGUUAUUGUUUGGCCUUAGGCUUUUAGCAUGGAUAUUCAGAGAAUUAAAAAAAUGGUUUUGUCCAGUUUUCUUCUCUCUUAAAUACACAAAAAAAGGAUUCCUAUUAGACAGGUUACGAUGAAAUCAACCUUUGUUGUGUUGUUGUGUGGAGAAGGAGAAACACACACUGCGAAACAUCCACUAGGGAUAUUCAAUAAGUCGAGCAGUAAAAGGACUUGUGCCUGGGGAGGAUUGGGAGGUCUCAUUGUGAUCUUUAAUCACCAAAAUCUUAAGAAAUACUGGCAAGCGUCUGUGCUGCUACUCCACAGUGGCAACACAAGACUGAAAAGGGACCCAAUGUCAACACUCGAUAAGGAGGAAGCAUUGAAUAAUUGAUACCGCUGGAGGUGCACAUGGAAAGUUGGAAAUCUGACAUGACUGUUGACAUCCACACGUGCAUGAGGUGUACCAAUGCAGCAUCUUAAAUCAUCCACACAAUUAAAUGACCAAGGAGUAUAAGGGCCACAUGGGACACAAAAACGUAGCAAAACUAUACAAAGAAAUAAUAAUCACUUACUCUUGUAAUGACUUAUUGUUGUAUAAGUAAGUCUUCAGUGUCAUAAAAUUCUUUUCAUUGUAAAAUCAUGACUCUUGUACAAUUAUGAGCUCUAUCUAAUAUAACAAUUUCUAAAAUUAAGAUUAAAACGUUUUUCUUGUAAUAUGAUUUCAGGAUUUAUGACUAUUCUUGAUAAUUGGCUUUAUUAAUACAGCUUUUUAAAAUCAAAAUAAUUAGACUGUUUCCAGAAUAGUUAACUUUUUUUCCCUUUAUUCUCAUAAUAUUUUAAUCAUUCUCGUAUAUAUUUUUAUUUUUGGACACUAUACUCCUUUGUAAUUUAAUAUAUUUGUAGUCUGUAUAUAUUAAUUUCCGAGUGAACAGGAUCCCUCCUCAUUGUCAUUUAAAAAUACUGCAGCAGCAGUUUUAUGAUGUUAAAGUAAAACAGAAAGUAGUACAUAUAGGGGGAUGAAUCUUAAGGGCUCAAAUACCAAUAGUUAGAAGAUUAAUGUAUGGUAAAAAAAAUUAAUAAUCCUCCCCCCCCCCCCCCAUAAGAUCUAAUGGGGGUGGGGGGCUCUUGUCAGCAAUGUUUACAAGUUUGUAUAGCCUCCGUCUGUACAGUAUGCGCAUUGUUUUCACCAAUUGAGAAGUUUUGGCUUUCGGCUUCAGCACAUGACAAAAAAUAAGAAAAAAAAAAAUCGGAGGAGAUGUAUUGUUUUUUUGUGUCUUGUUCCUGUGAUGUUCUUCAUAUUUACUGACAACAAAUGCUAAUACUAUGUAGAAUUUCUCAAAGCAUAAACAGGAAGAGAACUGGUGAAGAAUAGCCCAGUUAUUGACCCCUGCAAUGUCCAGAGCCAAGGGAUUUCACAUAACUGCAGCAGAAUCAAUAAGCUAUUUGUGAGAUGAUUACUAUCCACUAGCAAGCUAAUCUUUUUAUAGAAAAACUAACUGGCUCAUUUUGUGUGUUCACUGUCUACUGCAUACAAAGAUAUAUGAGACUCAAUUUGAUAUUUUUUUAUGUCCAGACCAGUUUGUGCUAUUUAUGCAUAUGUGUAUAUGAAUACAUAUGGCCCUGACACUGGAUUUACAUGUGGCUAGUGAAGCAUAUUUUCUAAUGGCAGAAGCCCAUCUCCCACUAUUGUUUGCACAGUAGCUUAUAAUAUGCACCGUGAUGCCCCGUUGUCCUCUUACCAUUUACUGACUUUGAAUUCUGUGAAAUGAAGUUAUGAGAAAGAUGUAUUUUGGUACUAUUUGACUAUUGUUAGAAAAUGACAUAGCAGAUGUUUUGUCCCAAAAUAUAUUACCAUAGUGUUGCUAGGAUGAACUUUUUUGGUUUUGUUUUUCCUUUUUACAGGGGGAGGUUUCACAAGGAUAUUUUGGAUUCUUUUUGUUGUUGAUUUGCCAUCUGAAAACGUAUUACUAUUGCUCUAUAUACGACUUUCUUACGUGGCAAUAAAAAGAUGACUUCUGCAAAAAUC
Phyllopteryx taeniolatus (common seadragon) is the source of this 10127-nucleotide messenger RNA. It is a transcript of the gene shisa9a, whose product is annotated as shisa family member 9a. The record is from RefSeq and is a predicted model, not a curated record. NCBI's taxonomy places the organism in Eukaryota, Metazoa, Chordata, Actinopteri, Syngnathiformes, Syngnathidae. Bases 1584 to 3326 code for a protein of 580 amino acids. Gene Ontology annotation, biological process: regulation of short-term neuronal synaptic plasticity; regulation of AMPA receptor activity. Gene Ontology annotation, cellular component: postsynaptic membrane; postsynaptic density; AMPA glutamate receptor complex. The transcript has 4 exons.